CAACGCAUAUCAGAGUCGGUGUUUGUGGGACUUUGUCGUAAAGUGGGGACCUCACAACUGGUGGCCUUGAGGAGAGAUGUGGUGGACAUCUGGGAGAUGGUGGAAAAUCAAGACUUAGUGUCAACAAGUGAUGAGAACAGAAUGAUGUUUAGUGGAAGUCGCAGAGAGGGAUUCAGACUGAAAGGAUCAGAUAUAGACAUGAUGUUCUGGCUAAAUGAUCAACGUGUGAUCUGGGACAUAUCGCAGUCUCAGUAUUACAACACACGCAGACAGACACUGAUCCUCUGUGACUGUUCUGAUAGUCCACCAGGAUUUACCUUGUUAUAUUUACUGUCACCAAGCAUGAACAGUGAUAUCCAGAGAUCUUGUGUUAGAAUGAAUAACAGACAUUAUAUAUCUAGUUCUAAAUACAGACAGAUCCUUAUUUCUGAAUCAUCACUACCUUAUAACUCCACUCCACAUGGACCCUGUGCCAGUGGAACAAUUGGAACACAAGAAUUUGAUAAUGCCCACUGUUUUGUUUGUGACUUUUGGCCUCCGCCUGCCUUUUCAUGGAUACACAGAUGUAACUUAUGGCCCCAGCUUCAUGUUGUUGAUGAUAUAGUGAAAAAUGGAUGUCACUUUGUAGCAAUUGGACAUAAGCUAGGAAAUCAUGAAGAUCAUGAAUGGAGAAUUUCUUUCUCCCGAGCAGAACAAAAACUUGUGUAUGCAAUGAAUCACUGUCAAUUCUUAACUUACGGCUUACUUAAAUUGAUCUUAACAGAAAUAAUUAACAAUGGAGUAGGAGAUGAUGAUAAAUUACUGUGUUCCUAUCACAUGAAGACAGCAGUUUUCUGGGUGAUUCAACAAAAUAUAAUACCUCACUGGUGUCCACAAAAUCUCCUGGGGGGUUUCUGGGUCUGUUUUAAACUCAUCCUCAAAUGGGUGUAUGAGGGAGUCUGUCCUAACUUUUUCAUUCCAGGCAACAACAUGUUUCUGGGUAAAAUUUGUGGAGUCAAACAACAUCAAUUAUUUAUAAGACUGUCAGAGUUGUAUGAGAAGGGUUUAGCAUUCCUGCUACACAGUCCCUCCAUUAGGUCUUAUAUUAUAGAUGUCCUACAUAACCCCAGAAACUCCAUCUGUACAGAUGAACAUGCUCUGAUUUCUGAGGUUGGGUUUGAUAGAAAUUUAUUUCUUGAAACACUACGUGAUAGACCACUGCAGAAAUUGGACAUACAAAACUGCAUUAGAUGUCUACAUACAAUAGAACAGAUGAUAGGUUCACCCCUCCUGACACGGUAUCAAGUCUUAACACUACAGAACAUUACCGCAAGUGUCCUUCAGAGCACUGCUUUUACAUUACACAUAGAAACUUACACACCUGACAACAAACUGAGUUACAGAGCUGACAUAAUCUCCUGUCACAUGUUGAAAUUAGCAGCCAAGUUUGGUUGUAUUACUGACAUACUGUACAUAGCCAUGUAUUAUUACAAGACACUUAGAUACGUGGAAGCUUUAUCUAUUAUAGAGAUGAUCAAGGUCAAGUUAGCACAGCCAUAUGUGAUGUAUAUAAAUUAUGUAGAUGCAGAGAUGUAUACUGAGGCUGUAGGGGGACAGUCCUGGUCUACAAAGAUGAGACAGGCUGUAGCAGGGGAAGUCACACUUAACCUUGAAAUCCCUUACAUCAGUGAAUUGAUACCUGAACAACAGUCUGCCCUACAGAACCACUGGCCUUGUUUAGUUGUACCACCCUUUAUACUAUUGUACAUGCUAGAGAUCUUGUGCUACAGACAUGUAGACACAAUGCGAGCACAAACAGCUCUAGAUGAUCUACAAAACCUAGUGCACUUUGAUCGAGGACAGUAUAUACCUUUACUCCUCAGAGACAUAUCGUGGCAGAUUCUGGGGAUCUGUCAACAGGUGACAGGGAACCUCCAGGCUGCUCUAUACUCAUACAGACAAUCUCUCAGACAAAAACCAUACAACAAAAUACAAACAGCUACAGAAAUGAGAAUACAGAGUUUGCCAAUGGAUUCCCUUCAUUAAUUUAAUGUCA
Molecule: messenger RNA, 2035 nt
Organism: Saccostrea cuccullata (small rock oyster)
Lineage: Eukaryota; Metazoa; Mollusca; Bivalvia; Ostreida; Ostreidae
Exons: 1
Coding region: 97-2025 (642 amino acids)
Source: RefSeq, a predicted model, not a curated record